UCCUCCUCCUGAAGGAGCAUCUUCUGCCGCUGACGUCAUGACAGCAGCAUCAGCUGUUAGCUCCGCCGCUGUAAGCCUCUCCACUGGCCGUCGCUCCCCGCACAAAGGAAAUAUAUGAGAUCCCCUCUAAUCCCUGAAAUGGCGACACAGGAGGUUCAGCAGAACGAGACUCUGGCCCACCUGAAAACCGAGUCGGAGACGCUGAAGACCAAGCUGGAGGAGGAGAGGGCGAAGCUGCACGACGUCGAGCUUCACCAGGUGGCAGAUAAAGUGGAAGCCCUGGGUCAGUUUGUCAUGAAAACCCGCAGGACUCUGAAGGGACACGGCAACAAAGUCCUGUGCAUGGACUGGUGCAAGGACAAAAGGAGAAUCGUCAGUUCCUCACAGGAUGGAAAAGUGAUCGUAUGGGAUGCUUUCACCACUAACAAGGAGCACGCUGUGACAAUGCCUUGCACCUGGGUGAUGGCCUGCGCCUACGCUCCAUCUGGCUGCGCUGUAGCUUGUGGGGGCCUGGAUAAUAAAUGCUCUGUGUACCCUCUGUCUCUGGACAAGAACGAGAACUUGGCAGCGAAGAAGAAGUCGGUGGCGAUGCACACGAAUUACCUGUCUGCCUGUAGCUUCACCAACUCAGACAUGCAGAUCCUGACGUCCAGCGGGGACGGGACGUGUGCAUUGUGGGAUGUGGAAAGCGGGCAGCUGCUGCAGAGUUUCCAUGGCCAUGCUGCAGACGUGCUCUGUCUGGACCUGGCCCCGUCUGAGACUGGAAACACGUUUGUUUCAGGGGGCUGCGACAAGAAGGUCAACGUGUGGGACAUGCGUUCGGGACAGUGCAUUCAGUCAUUUGAAACUCAUGAAUCUGACAUAAAUAGCGUGCGAUACUAUCCAAGUGGAGAUGCUUUUGCAUCUGGUUCAGAUGAUGCCACAUGCCGCCUGUACGACUUGAGGGCCGACAGAGAAGUUGCCAUUUACUCCAAGGAGAGCAUCAUCUUUGGGGUCUCCAGCGUCGAUUUCUCGCUCAGUGGUCGGCUACUGUUUGGCGGCUAUAACGACUACACCAUAAACGUGUGGGACGUUUUGAAAGGAACUCGGGUCUCCAUCCUGUUCGGACAUGAAAACCGGGUCAGCACUCUGCGCGUCUCCCCCGACGGGACGGCCUUCUGCACAGGAUCCUGGGAUCACACUCUCCGGAUUUGGGCCUAAACGUGCUCCAUUUGAAACCACUGAAGGCACACAGACGUUUCUGUUUGCUAGCGUACAAUCAGCGAGAUAGAGACUCAGUUUUGGUUGUACAUAGGGCAUAUCAAUAGAAUUGUAUAUAAUCUUGUCCUUUGGUCAGGGUAGAUUUAAAUAUUUCUGAGAUGUUAAACUAACCGGCACGCUUGCAUUACAAUGUCACUGAAAGAAAAUAGCACAGAAAUAUUUAAUAUGUUACAGAAAAUAUGAAUGGUAGAGACUUGCACUGGUGUAGGGUAGAAGUGACAAUAAAGUAUUGUAUUGUGUGUGCCCACAUAACGGACAAUAUUUAUUUGUUUUCUUCACCGGUGGUAAUGAAAGAUGCAGUCUGAGGAGGAAAACCAAACAAAUCUAACGGGGUAUGAGGAGAGCCCCUCCUGUAGGGCUACGAUUGGAGAAAAUUAUUAUUUAAUACUUAAUUAAAAAAAUUAUUAGAAAUGGCCAAUGGGCAGUAGUGAGAGUUGACGUAAAAUACAACAAAUAAAACUGGUGAAAAAAGGUUUAAAAAAUUAAUAAACUCUGUAUUUUUAGCAGCCUUAGCAAACUGAAGUAAAUAAAUUACAUUUAUGCUUAGAGUUUAUAAUUUUGAUUUUGUAAUUUUGCAAUAAUAAACCAGGCUUUUUUAUUUUAUGUUGUUCAGUUCUUCAAGACAGCUUCUCAGCAUAAAUAUUCAGUCAUAAUAAGCCACUUUCUUUUUUUUAAGGACUCCAGCUUCUAAUUCAAGUACUUCUAUGUUACAUUUGAGAAAGAUUACAAGAAUGUACUCCUUCCCAAGCAACUGCGUGAUGGCUGUAAUUUCAUAUUCACUGUAAUUAUUUUGCUGUAGUUUAGUGUACAGAUAUAAAAGGGACUGUUAUUCAGAAUAUUAUAAAUCUAAUAAACCAAGUUUUGAAUAUC
Molecule: messenger RNA, 2130 nt
Organism: Poecilia latipinna (sailfin molly)
Lineage: Eukaryota; Metazoa; Chordata; Actinopteri; Cyprinodontiformes; Poeciliidae
Gene: gnb5a
Product: guanine nucleotide binding protein (G protein), beta 5a
Exons: 11
Coding region: 115-1200 (361 amino acids)
Biological process (GO): signal transduction
Molecular function (GO): protein binding
Source: RefSeq, a predicted model, not a curated record